Messenger RNA from Aspergillus vadensis CBS 113365, 679 nucleotides. RefSeq lists its product as uncharacterized. NCBI's taxonomy places the organism in Eukaryota, Fungi, Ascomycota, Eurotiomycetes, Eurotiales, Aspergillaceae. The coding region runs from base 94 to 534 and encodes 146 amino acids. The transcript has a single exon. The record is from RefSeq and is a predicted model, not a curated record.
GGAGUACAUACUUACUACUAGUGUAGUUAUCAGCUUCUCGGAUUAGCCUAUGGAUAAGCUGGCUCCGAUCAUCAAUUCAAGAGGAUCCAUCAAAUGCAAAUACGGAUCCCCCCUCCCCAUAGCCGGUAUUACAGCGGUAUUGCACCACGCGGACUGGCAGCCGUCAGCCGGAUAAUUUACCGUCUCGAGCCGGUAAUCCCUGCCCCCUCUCGGGCUACUGCGACUUCCUUCUUGGGUAGGUCGGUCAUACAGGUGCCAGUUGGUCCUCCUUACGUUAUCUCCAGAUUCGCUCUCUUCGGCCACCGUCUUCGGCUUUUUCCUGGUCUAUCUCUCCUCCUCCUCUACUUCACUUCUUCUUUCUUCCUACUUGGUCUUUCACCUGGUUUCCUUCCUAUACCAUCUCCCUUCCGCUGGGCGUCUUCGCUUCUAUCUCUUCCGCCAUCGGAUCCAUUGACCUUUCCCGCCUUGCCCCCCCGAAACUCUCAGUUCCGCGACGGUUACCGGGGUUUAACCUCCGUCUCCUCCCCCCCAUAGCCGCUCCACCCAGCUCCUCGAUUCGUUUAACCGCACCAGAUUCAAUUUGAAAGGAUCGAAUGUGUAGUAUACCGGUCCUGGUUCUAUCAGGCAUAUCACCAAUCCACAUUACAAGCGUCCGGUGACCAUCCCUGAGGAUAGUCGU